Geosmithia morbida is the source of this 1500-nucleotide messenger RNA. RefSeq names its product Tyrosyl-DNA phosphodiesterase. Gene Ontology annotation, cellular component: nucleus. NCBI's taxonomy places the organism in Eukaryota, Fungi, Ascomycota, Sordariomycetes, Hypocreales, Bionectriaceae. The transcript is spliced from 9 exons. The record is from RefSeq and is a predicted model, not a curated record. Bases 1 to 1500 code for a protein of 499 amino acids. Gene Ontology annotation, biological process: single strand break repair; double-strand break repair. Gene Ontology annotation, molecular function: 3'-tyrosyl-DNA phosphodiesterase activity; double-stranded DNA binding; single-stranded DNA binding.
AUGGCUGGCCAAGACGUGCCCGAGCUGUCUAGCGACGCUGACGACGAUGAGGCUCUACGGUACGCCAUUGCCCUGUCCCUCCAGGAUGAACAGGGGGCUCCGCAGGAUGCACCGGAUAAGAGUAAAGUGACAGAGAUAUCGGAGGACAAGAAGUCGACAGGGGACCUGCCCGGAGCAAACACGACUACGUUUGGAUCUCUGUUUCGCGACGGUGCCGUCAAGAAGACGUGGGCCUACGGGUACCCCAGGACAGAGGACGACAUCAAGAUCGAGGAGGUGCUGCAGAGAGACCAGCUGGAGCUGGCUGUCCUGUCGUCCUUCCAGUGGGACGACGAAUGGCUCAUGUCCAAGGUGGACAUGCUGAGGACCAGGCUACUCCUUGUAGCAUAUGCAGCGGACCAGGACCAGAAAACCGCCAUGCAAGCCAACGCCCCGCCAAACGUGCGUUUUUGCUUCCCGCCCAUGAGCGGGCGUGGAGCCAUGCAUUCCAAGCUGCAACUUCUCAAGUAUCCUGGUAGUCUGCGAAUCGUGGUGCCUACGGGUAACCUGGUGUCCUAUGACUGGGGAGAGACGGGGGUCAUGGAGAACGUUGGUUUAAUUUCCUCUCCUGGUCUUCAUCUGCUCAUGGUGUUUUUAAUCGACCUACCCCUUUUGUCCGAGACCAGCCACAAGAAUCGUGAGCAGCAACAGCAGCAGCAACCGACAGGCUUUUUCACCGAGCUGAGCCGGUUCCUGCGCGCUGCGGGUAUAGAUGACAACAUGAUACAGAGUCUCUCGCGCUACGACUUUACACGGACGGCCAAUCUAGGCUUUGUAUACACCAUCGUUGUAGGCUACUGUGGGCUUGGAGACACUGUGGCUGUACUUGGGCUGGCCACUAGUACUGGCGCCGUCGACGUCGACAUUGUGGCUGCUUCGUUGGGGUCCAUCAACCGGGACCUCAUUGGGGCCAUAUAUAACGCAUGUCAAGGAGAUAAUGGCAUGAAGGAGUAUAACGAGAGGACAUCUCGAAAGAGGGGACAGAAAAUGCCGGCAGACGUGCUACCCCAGCAACUACAGGAUCACGUUCGAAUCUACUUCCCGGCCGAAACAACCGUGGCCAAAAGCCGAGGCGGAAGAGGAGCUGCGGGCACGAUUUGCGUGCACGCCAGGUGGUGGCGAUCACCUAGCUUCCCCACCGGUCUGGUACGGGAUUGCGAGAAUGUCCGGGACGGACUAUUGCUGCACUCUAAGAUGAUGUUUGUCCGUCCGUCGUCGUCAUCGUCGUCGUCGUCGUUCUUCUCGGCAGACCCCGGACCCACCUCAGAUGACGGCGCUGGCGGCGGCAGCGGUACCAAUAGUGCAUCAUCAGGGGGCAAGAAGGCUUGGGCAUACGUGGGGAGCGCCAAUCUAUCUGAAAGCGCAUGGACAAGACUGGACGAGCACGUUUACAAGAGGUGGUGUGCCGGUGCCGGUGCCUGUGCCGAUGAGAGUCCCUGGAAGACAAUAUGGGCCGGAUGA